AUACCAAGCCCAAGCUGUCUGCCUUGUCAGAGUAAUUACGCCAAUAAUUCAGAUGAUAAUGUGCUUCACCGCAAAGAAAAUGGAAACAUUGUAAUCCAAGGAAGAAUUGGAGAAAAACUGCAAAAUAUAAUGUUUGCAUUAAUCAUUUUAAAGAAUGUGGCUUUGAAAAGGAUGGAAAACUACGAAGUCAAGGAUGAAGGAGACAGGACCUACCCCUCGAGAGAAGCAAUGGAGGAUGAUGAUGAGGAUCCUUUGGCAAUGUGCAAUGAAAAUCUUUUUGGCGAUAGCGCCUUACCUGUUGGUGGAGAAUACGAAACUGUGCGUGACAUCUUGGGCUCAAGGUCACAGAUUCGUAAUGGAGUCUGCAGCACGCCCCCACUCAUCGAUGGAAACUACAUAGCUCUUGGGAAAACAAAAGUGAAAGGAAGCGAGAGUCCUGUGCGCAAGGAUCAGGCAGCAGAGAAUGAGUCACAGUUUCCGAAGCUGAAUACCGCAAAGCGCGAAGGAGACAGGACCUACCCCUCGAGAGAAGCAAUGGAGGAAGAUGAUGAGGAGGAAAUAAAGCCACCAUUCGAAGUGUUUCUGAAUCCGGAGGAGGUGCCCAUUGGAGAGGUGAAGCAGGAACAAAAGGACCCUUUGGCAAUGUGCAAUGAAAAUCUUUUUGGCGAUAGCGCCUUACCUGUUGGUGGAGAGUGCGGCAUUGUGGGAGAUACCUUGGACUCAAAGGCACAAAUUCGCAAUGCCUUCUGCACCAUACCCCUAUGCAAUGAUGGAAACUACCAAACUCUCGACAAAAGAAGAUUUCAUAGCCGCGUGAAAGCUGGGACCAGAGAAUACGAGUUGGAACACAAUAAAACAUGUUCUCUAAUUGUGUUGAAACAGUGCUUCACAGAUUUUCUUCAUAACAUGGAUCAAAUAAAAAUAUUGUCGGAGUGUGUAAUUAAAAUAGAAAAUGUGAAACAGGAUCCUGAUGAUCAUCCCCAAGAAGAAGAUAACAAUUUCACAGAAGGAAGUGAGCUGUGGCCCUUGAAGAGACAGUUGAAGGAGGAAGAUGAGGAAGAGGAGCUGAAACCGCCCAUCAGAGUGUUUCUGUGUCCGGAGGAGGCGCCCGGCGGAGGGGCGACGGCGGCCCAGGAAGACGAGGACCCUUUGGCAGUCGGCGCUGAACCGCUUCGUGGUGAACGUGAGCAGUGUGCUGGUGGAGAAUACGAAACUGUGCGUGACAUCUUGGGCUCAAGGACACAUAUUCGUAAUGGAGGCUGCAGCACGCCCCCACGCAUCGAUGGAAACUACAUAGCUCUUGGGAAAACAAAACUGUGGGAGCUGAUGGAGCUGGUGACGUACUCCGUCUACGCGGAGGAGGAGCUGAAACCGCGCGUCGCUGCUGCUGCCCUGGCUGUUGGUGUACAGCGUGCUGACCUGCCUGUCCCUGAUCGUCAUCUGGCUGACCGUCUACGCCAUCUUCAAGAACAUGGAGUUCCUGGACGCCGUCGGCAUGCUGUCGCUGUCGCUCUUCAAAGCCGCGCUGGUGCUGUACUGCAUACUGGUGGUUCACAGCUUCUACUGUAGCCUCAAAGAGACGGCAGCGGUGGGUCCGCAGGCGCCACCCUACCUGCACGCCCCCGCCUACAGCCUCCCACAUUGAGUGCCUCACUCGCGAGUCUUUGCCUAAUGUACGACUACAACGUGUAAAUGAAAUUUCAAAUGAACAAUUCCUUAUUUUGUAUAUUUAAGAAUAUAUUAUUAUCUCAAUGACGGCUUAUUUUUUCCUUGAUUUUUCAGCAGAAGAUUGUUCAUCGUUUCAAAGUUGAGUUCUUUAAGAUUACCGUUUUCAUAGAAAGCUCGCUUAAACUGCUUAAUUUCGCUUGACAUAUUCUCGGGCAUACCCAGUACGCCACACGAUCCUUCCUAGGAACAAUUUGCUACUCACGAAUUAAAAACGGGUCAACAAGCUUUACUCAGCCUGGACAAGCUGAUAACAGCUUAUCACUGAACACAAUCCCGCAUUCCAAAAGGAAUCAAUAUAUGUACGAUAAAAAUUCUACAAUAUGCAUUAGCAAUGUCGCUAGUCCUAUUUGUAGCGGUCUUCUUAAAGGAAAAUGUAUACUUUAAAAACUAUUAUUGCAAUACCGAGUACUGAUCAUGGAAUUUGGUAAUUUAAAGCUAACAAUAAAACUAUUCCUAUAUGCCCAUGUUUCGAAAUGCAGGUGAUCCUGAAUGAAU
Molecule: messenger RNA, 2223 nt
Organism: Gryllus bimaculatus (two-spotted cricket)
Lineage: Eukaryota; Metazoa; Arthropoda; Insecta; Orthoptera; Gryllidae
Source: the annotation of a GenBank genome assembly